CUUGGAAGAAAAUAACACCAGGCAGGGAAGUGGCAGGCAAGGUACCUCCUCUGCUCGACGUAAACUCUCCCACAACCGACAAGCAGACACACCCAUGCCUGCCCGCUCCAAACAGCAGACUGUUUCGGUUUCCUUUGACAAAGAACUCGAGCUGAGUACCACGAGGCAGAAUUUUCACCUCGCCUUCUUUCCCCAAAACACAAGUCUUGCACAAGGUCACCACGCAGUUUUGUGUGAGGAACUGGAAUUCUCCCGUCCUGCUUUCCGCAGCCACCUCUAGCCUGCACCUGGCCCCUUUCAGGGGGAAAGAAGCGGUGGCCUCCUGGCCCUCCUCUGUGACACCAGCUAGGCCUCAGUUGAACCCUUUGGCCAUUUUAUAUCCAGAAGAUUUUUCUUCUAUGUCCACUUUGAUACUUCAUGUCUCCAAACUGACUGUAUUGUAGAUCAAGUGCAGUAGCUUUUCCCAGUUUUCAACAGCUGGGGUGGCGCAGGAGGGAAGCUGUGGAGAAACCAGGGCUGGUGUCUUAGGUGGGAUUCCCUCGAAGCAGAAUCUGAGGCAAGCGGUUGGGAGCAAGUAGUUGAUUUGGAAGGAGACAUCAGGAAACAGUGUGAUAAGAGUGGAGGACGGACAGAAGAAGGAGAAUCAGUAAGGUACUUAGCAGCAGGCUACCCUGGGGGACUAGAGUGCAAGCCCGGGAGUCUGUGUGGACUACAUUUCAUCACUGUCCCACAGGGCAGGGGCUCUCAGAGCCUCUCUGAGGUUGGGUUACUGUCUCUCUCGCCAUACACAUAUUCAUGCACACAUGCACUCGUGUGUGUGUGUGUGUGUGUGUGUGUGUGUGUGUGUGUGUGUCAGGGCUGUGCUGGGAUUGAACUCAAGGCCUGUCACUUGCUAGGCACAUGCUUUUCCACUAAGGAAAAGGGCCCCAGCUCUGCACAUAUCAUUUAUAAAACAAAAGUAAGACCUCACCUCACUAUGCCCACUGGUUUUUUCAUUCAGCUCCAGUGGACGUCCUUCCACAUUGGUAAAGAUAUCCUAUACCAAGACUGUCAACAGCUGAAGAGCAUUCCACUGUGAGGCUACACAGCCCUAGGACAUUUGUCAUUUCCCACUCUGGCUGAAAUAAACUCAGAUGUGAGGAAAAGAUGGAUCUCCCUAAAACAUGGUGGUGCAUAUCACCUCUUACUCCUCUUGCUCAAAACCCGUUCACAGCGCCACUUCCCACGCGGGGAUGCCUACAUUCCAUAAUGUGGCAUUUGAGUCUGAGUUACUUGCGUCUGCUCCUCUACCACCCACACAGCUGCGGGUCAUUUCAGGCCCCGUCCGUCGCGGCACCUGCACCUGGACUGUCCCUUCUCUCUCGUGCUGCCUGGCCCUGUCCCAGCGCUGCCUUCUGCAGCUCCCCAUCCCCCAGGGACGGAGCGCGCCCGCCCCUCCUCGCUGUCCCUUCUUCUGCGCCUCCCGCACCGGGGAUUCUGCGUGAUCUGGGGUUUCCGCUCUCUUUUGACGGCCUGUCUUCACUUCCCUGCAGCGCUGCCCCUGGAGCCAGACGGGCAACUUCACGCAGCCACAACCCGGCCCAGUGUUUGUUGGCGUGGCCACAGGGAUGGCUUCCGUCCUGGAAUCAGGUGGAGGAGUGUGUUCCGCUCCCUGGGGGCCUGAGACCACGGGAUCUCAGCUUGCCGGAGGCGACUGCAGCGGCAAGGCCAACAGAGACAGCGAGGGCACUGCCCCUGAGCCCCUCUCUGGGCGACAGGACAAAGGCGCAAAGGCGGUGGCAGGGGUGGGGUGGGACUGCCAGGAAGGGGAGCUGAACCGAAGCGGGGAGCGGGGGAAGGGCAGCUCCCCGGGCGCUAAUCCCAGCUUCCUGUCCGGAUUUUCCUUGACGGCUGCUCCGGCCUAUCUUAGCAUGGUCACAGCUGCCGAAAUAGAUCUCCCCGCCUCACCUGUUCUUAAGCAGUGGAGACCUUGCUAACUUCCUGCCAGAAGAAUGCACGCUUUGGUAACUUUUCCAGUAUCGGGGACAGGCCCGGGGACUGCCCUCUUUCUCCGCCUCCGGGGGCCAGAGGCUCACCUUCGCCGGGAAUCAGGGCGCAAACGGCCGAGAUAAAGAACCGGACGUGCGCUUUUGGCCAGAGCUCCAUCCUCCUCUGUGAGUUCGGCCGGUGUUUCCGAUCUGGUCUUCAGAAGCUACACGCCGUCCACGGAACAUCCCUCUCCCGAGUGGCAGGGAGCGAUCUGAGGCCCUCGGCACCCGCCCGGCCCUCACACCCAGGUGGCCGCUAUGGAACUCUGCACCUGCUGAAGCCAUCCGCUGAGCUGGGGUCAACCUAGCAGCUCAUGUAUUCAACAGACACGGCCUCCCCGGCCCAGUACUGGGCGUGAGCGAUGGUGACAGGCACCGGGAGGAGUGAGACACAGUGCUCCAGAAGCCCACCACAGGGCAGGGGGACUUCAGCCCCAAGAAGUAGAAGAGCAGAUGGGAGCGAUUAAAAACUAUGCCCCCCCCCCCAAGCGGGGUCAGGCCCGCGCAUGCGUGAGAGGAGCCGUGCGCUGGCGUCGGCGUUGCCGCGGUAACCCAGACCCGCGAAGCCUGGCCAUGGCCUCCGGGGCUGGCGGGAGCUGGAGUCGCGUUCCACUGCAGAGUGCAGCCCCGACGCCCUCGGUGACCAUCCUGCAGCCCCUCCCUUUGGUCGUCUCUGGCCCGCCCCCGCAGCCCGGCCGUGUGAAGGAAGACCUGCUGGAGUUGAUGUCGCUGCAGAACGCGCAGAUGCACCAGUUGCUGCUGAGUCGCCUGGUGGCAGGGGCGCUGAGGCCUGAGCCCGACUCCCCAGGUCCGCAGGUCUACCUGGAGGGGCAGCAGGGAGAGCCGGAGGAGGAGCUGUGUGUCCAGGAGGACGCACCUGUGGUGGUCCACCACCACUACCUGCCCUACCCGGUGCCCUCCGUGGGCCCCUUGCCCGUCUGGCCAGCCCUUUUCUGUCCUUUUCUCCUGAGCCAACCCUCCUGUCAGGGUAUGCCCAGGAUCCAGCACCAGCCCCCUCUCUCUGGGAAAAGGAAGAUCAGAGCUGUGCCCCCGCCCCCGCCCCCCAGUGCUACAGAGACCGUGGGUGCAGAUGUGCCUCCAGCUUCAGACUACUAUGAUGCCGAGAGCCUGCUGUGAGGGUGGCUGCUCGUCGGGGUCCUCACCAGCGCCAGUGCAGGCCUGAGAGCAGCCCUGUCGUCUCCACCUGCCCACUGCUAUCUGCUGACCCUGCACGCAUGCUGGCAGCCUUCUCCUCUGGGGGUGCUGGACCUACCCUCUCCACCCCACUGCCGUCUUGGACCAGCCUGGAAGACACCCUUCAAGCCCAGCCAGCGGCCCAGAAGCCCUGUGAGCCCUGCUCUGCCUAGACCAGGGAUUGCUCCCCUGCUAAAAGUCCUAGCCCACCUCUGUCCCUUUCUCCUCUGGGAUGACAAAGGCCGUGGGGUCACCUGGGUUAAGAAUAGGGCAGGAAGCGUGAGGAAAGGACUGCUCCUGUCUCCUAAGCUCCUUGCAGCUCCCUGAGUUGGGGAAGGGUUUGAAGCUGGGUCAGUGUCCUUGGGACCCCACCGGCAGCCCAGAGAGCUGACCUUGGCGCCCGCAGAGGCCCUGCUGUGUCCCCCCUUUCCCCCAGGAAUGGCAUGAGGUCCUACGGGGCCAGGUGGGAACAGUGUCCUUUGCCUCUGCAGGCCAGGGUGUUUCCUUGCCCUCCCUCAGUAGCACUUAGUCACCCGGGCCAGGUGAGAGAGGUCCUCUGGUGCCUGGGCUGGCCGCAGCCCUGG
This is a messenger RNA of Chinchilla lanigera (long-tailed chinchilla), 3805 nucleotides long. RefSeq names its product proline rich 29 (gene Prr29). NCBI's taxonomy places the organism in Eukaryota, Metazoa, Chordata, Mammalia, Rodentia, Chinchillidae. The transcript has 6 exons. The record is from RefSeq and is a predicted model, not a curated record. Bases 2481 to 3164 code for a protein of 227 amino acids.